Uranotaenia lowii is the source of this 1992-nucleotide messenger RNA. RefSeq lists its product as uncharacterized. Bases 157 to 1755 code for a protein of 532 amino acids. The record is from RefSeq and is a predicted model, not a curated record. Lineage: Eukaryota; Metazoa; Arthropoda; Insecta; Diptera; Culicidae. The transcript has 3 exons.
UAAGAAUUUUUGAAAACAGGGAUGAUCGUGUCAAAAACAUUGCGCGGUUAUCGCUAGCUCCAAAAUUAUCUUCUCAACAGUUUUAAAUCGUUAUUUUUCAUAGAUUUACUAUAAUAUUCCGUUGUUUUUGUAGUAGGAAAUGUGAUAAACUUGAUCAUGGUUAACCAAGGACUUCUGAUUGAAAAAUAUACCCAGCAUCGUAAGGUACACGAGAACUUUUUGAAGAUGUUUGGAACUCUUCUGGAGACGGCUCUUGCUAUGCAAUGCAUGGUUACAGACAUAAACGAACAGUACGACGAUAUCUUCAAGCAAUUGGCCAUCCAGGAGUCUCCACCAACCCCCAAACGUCGGAAGGCUCACUCGUUCGAUUCACCAUCAACCAUGGUGCGUCCAUCUGUCCUGGAUGAUUCGAUCGAUACAGCAACCCGGAGCAACAAAUCCGAUACCGAUCUGUCCAGUUCGGUACUCGAGAAGAACAUAAACCAGCAGUCCGAUUCAGCGGAAGAAUCUUUUUUCGCUCUCACCCAAAGUCCCUCACGCCUUCCUCUAUCCCCGAGACGGCCGGAAAACGUGGCCAACGUGACAGCUUCUAAAACGCCUCCAAGGAAGAACAAAAAUAGCUGGCUCAAGCAGGAAACUUCUACCGAGGACGAUAAAUCGGCGGCAGAUUUCGAACGGCAGAAGUACCGGAAAAAGAGCAACCUUUCGUUGAGCCGUUUCUCUAGCAGCUUCAAAAUGUCUCCGGAGACAAAUCAGCAGCUUAAAUCGCUCCCGGUUAGACCUAAAGGAAUGGCAACGCCAAAACCAGUUAAAUUUAUGAAUCCUGCUGUGGAGCAGCAGGAGAAUGCUGUUCCACCGGUCGGAAAGUGGACCGUUAAGAAAGCAUCCGGUACACCGGGAAGGAUUGAUUCCACUCUACGUAGGACUCCGACCAGUAGCUCAAAGGAACCGAAUUCCUUACUGAAUCGGACAAGGCUCAGGCAAACCAAACUUCGCUUUCCGGACAAUUUGAACAAAUCGAUGUCAAAUGAUGACGAUGACGAAACUUACUUUGAGGAGUUCGUCGUUCCCAGCCCUACAUCGACCAGUGCAUCCCGUUUUCUCAAGAGUGCCAUCAAAAAAGAGCAAUCCUCUUUGUUGGAAAAAUCGAAAAAUCAUCCAUCAGGUUCCAAAAUCGAACCACAAAAUGAGGACGAAUUCGACAUCGAUCAAACCUACUGUUCGGAAGCGGAAAAAACUGUCGCCCGAUCUGGACCAGCAAUCAAAAGAGAACCACUCACUCAGAAGAAACCUGCUCCAUUGGCUAAGAAAGCUCUCAUCCUGGCCAAAGAAACCCAACAGCAGGAUGACCCCAGCUUUGACGGUAGCAGCGUUCUAUUCGUAAGGCCAUCGUCCGAGGAAGAAAUAAUCACGAUAGAAGAAACGCAAGCCACCAGAAACGAUCUUUUCAUGGAAGCGAUCCGUAAGCAACGAAACGAAGAGUUGUAUUCCUGCCAAUCGGGACACCAAGAAAUCAAGUUAGAGUUUCCUUUCGAGAACGAUUCUCCUCCCGUAACUAAAUCAAAAACUGUUCCCCCGGAGGAACGUCGCUGUAUCGAGUGCAGUAAACAUUUUCGGGUGCUGGCUAGCCGAGGCCUAUCGGUGGAGCAGAUACGCGGCAAAAUGCCUCGGAAUUGUCGCGAAUGUCGGCUGGUUCAGUUGCACGAAACGCCGGUCGGGUUUUGGAAUCCGGAAUUUUCCCCGACACAAAGCUAGUGGUUCGAAACGAGAUAAGUACAAAUAAUCUAUGACACUCAUUUAUUCGAUAUUCUUGGUUAAAAUUUGUAGUGCAAAAUAACGGCCAUAUCAGGAGGGAAUUUGUUUGAAUGGAUUAAGUUUGAAUAAUACUUCUAGAACAAAAGGGAAAGUUAUAAAAAAUACUGGUUUUCUAAGCUUCUGAUAUUAAUUUAGUCUCAUAAAGAACACUCCAGAAAUAGUGUGAAAGAAAAGGUC